Messenger RNA from Amoebophrya sp. A25, 3783 nucleotides. Lineage: Eukaryota; Dinophyceae; Syndiniales; Amoebophryaceae. The record is from the annotation of a GenBank genome assembly.
UUCUGUUUCUAUCUCGGAAAAAUUUGUGUAGAGUCAUCUGUAAACGCAAGCAGUUAUCUGUAAAUGCAGGCGGCGAUACUUCGCCGGAGAUGUUUUUUGACGAAGUAUUUUUUGAGAAAUCGAUGAGACAUUUAUACUGGUGUGCAUGAGGGAUACCUCGUCUUGCGUCUUUUUGAAACUGGUGGUGUACUUCAGUAGCAAGCGAAAAGAUCUUCCUAAACACUGGCUUUCGUGCCAGGCCAGAAAAAUCAACAUGAAGCUAAUGAGAAACGAAACUCUGUAUUUUUCGUUUUCAAACUGCAUGACGGCUUAAGGAGCCGCGCAUUUGAUACCGAAGGCUACGACGACACGCUGACAGGCGACGCAAAAGAUGUUUACUGGUGUCUUCCUCUUCGGAGGUUUCAUAUUCUUUAGUAUCUACCGCCGAUGGGUCACGUACAAUCUGAACGUCACUGGCAGAUAUUGGACAGCAUACUACAUCUGGUUUUAUCUUUUCCUCCUCGGACUCUUUUUCGUGGACUUGCAGCAUGUAUAUCAGUAUGAAAUAUGCGACUUUGUUAUGGCAGCAAGACCAACAAAAGCUUUGGAAAGAAUAAUGUCUCGGGCUAGAAAAGAAAUUUUUAUUUCGUCAAGUGGUGUAAAGAAAGUUCGUCACCAAGGUUGCGAGUCGACAAUUACCUGAGUACGAAAAAACGUGCAAAUACUGUAAGAUUUAGACAAAAUUGAAGAUCUUGUUUUAUCAUCUCUACAACAAACUAUCUACGCAUACACUUCCGAGCGGUUUUUACCAACAAUAUAAUUCAGAACUACCUCAUUCAUAUUCUACUGGUUGCGGGCGAGCGACAAGUUCAGCAUCUCCUUGUUACCAGCGGACGAACAGGAGCGCUAUUUUCUGCCGAACUGGCUAAGAAUUAUGAGUCUUUGUACGCCCUUCUUUGUAAUUGCGACUUUCCUGGUAUCCCUGGUGCAUACCGUGCAACACCACUGGCACAUCGACACCGUGCUAGCGAAGCGACAGCGUGCAGCGGAAACUGGCGUAUUGUCUCAGAGCCUGAAACAUUAAGGCACAAAGUUUGAUGACAUGUUCACUUUUGCUUAUGAAACGAACGUAUUAGUAUUUAGAAGGCGUUGUGUGUUCCUCGUCGAUGAUGUAAUUCAAACACAAAAUAGUAUUCAAAAGGAUUCCAGCUGUUCUUCUAAAAAGAGUAUUUGGAAUUGUAUGGUUUCCGGUCCGGCGCGGCAGAGAAGGGCAGUGGACCAGCUUCGCUUUUUAGCUAUACUGUGUCGGCCAGUCAUGGCGGGCAUUCGGCGCCGACGUCGCAAGCAACCGCCAUUGCAGAGUCCCCAAAAGUCGGUCCUGCUUUAGCAACGAACUCUUCAGCGCCAGAUACAAACGCAACACUAGUGGAGGAAGACAAGCCGUCGUUUUUUUCGUCACUGUUUAUACCUAAAGAUGAGGAGCAUAUCAAGGACCCAUUCCUCGAGGCGAUAUUUCCACACGAUCUUUCGAUCCAAGUGAUCGCACUUCCUUGUGUGUACUCGAUGAUGGCAUUCAAAUCAGUCGUCCGCGUAUGGAUGUUGAUGACAGGAAGCACGCACAACACGAACGCGGCAGAUAUCGAAUCUUUAUGUUGUACUUGAACAUUAAAUGUUCUCUACUACAUGUAGCUUCAAAGUAUCAUCGGCUGAUGAAGAUCUGACAGUUCACUUGUGUAGAAGCGGUUCAUGCAUACUAUUAGGGUACAGUUGUAAUGGAAGUUUUCUGCGAAAAGCUUCUGUUUCAUCAACCAGGAAAAAGCAGCUUGUCGAUUACUACGAAAGCAAUUACCAGUUAGCCGACCUCUACGAAGCGUGGGCCAUUUGGUGUUAAGGCUAAAUUUGUACUGCGCUGUCGUAAGAGUGGUUGUACUAGUACUAGAGUUGUGCCAGUACUACAAGCAGGAAAUUCAGAGUAGUUCUACGGGUAAUGCGGUUCUCGAUAAUCGCGGUGACCGCAAGACGUCUGGUCUGUAAACGUGUCGGAAGAAUUGGACAUUGUCCCCUCUAAUGUUACUUCAGCCGUCUCUGCGUCCGACAGGUGAAGAAUGUGAGCCGACAGGAGCGAUGGGAGGGUACGGCCAAACGCCUCUUCAAGCCGCUCAGUUCUAUCACCCUCUUGGGAGUACAAACGUUUGUACUGGUGUACGGGUUAAGCUGUUUCUAUCAGCUCUUAUGUUAAGGUUCUUGCGUUAGAUAGGCGGCCAGAGAAGAAUAAUGAUGGUUUCUCCACUCUGGUAAUUUCAAGCACUAGGUUCACGUUGUUUCCUUGGCGGCAAGUUGAAUUCUUCGACCUGUUGAAGAAUCAUCUGCAAGCAGAUGUACUCAAGCACCGAUGCGUCAAGGACACAAAUUACGACAAACAGUGUAACCGCUACAGGUAUGAACACAGUACUUCUCUAAAGCCCGUUGUGAGCUUAGUGAAGAAGACUGUGGGUCUCAAUGUCACGCAACUGCCUGUCGUUGGUGAAGCAAUGGCCAGCGUCGGGACUUACAUAUCGGGAGCAGGAUUUGUCGCGAGCUGUCUUGCAUUGUACUUCAUAAUUUUUCAUCUGCUUAUCCAUGGCAGUUUUCUAUCGUCUUUGUAUUGUUCCGCAGCACAUGACAAAUUCAACAUCUCCGAUAUCAAGGCAGCCGAGAAGGUACCCGAUACCAAACUCGAGCAGGUACAACAUCAUCCUAUUCGAGACGCAACUUCACGAGUGGCUCGACCGAUUUGAUCCUUUCUGGAAAUUUUGGGGUGCGAAGGUCCUUGUCAGUCUUGCAUUUCUCCAAACGUUUGUGCUAAAGCUGGUCUUAGUCGAUGCGUUACACUGGCUGACGGAACCACAGCAGAUGUUGUUCUAUUUAAGGCACGAGGGUAAAAAUAUUCAUACCUAAGAGUCAGCAGGUGUGUACCUGAGCAUGAAAUUCUUGUUGCGUCGAGGAUUAAAGCAGUUAUUGCUUGUGCGGAGCUCUAAUUCUGUCCACAUUGACAACGAUGGAGUGCCUACCGAUAGCAUUGCUGCACAUGCGGGCAUGGGAUCACAAUGCGGAGUGGUUUGCCGACCCCGAAUGGAUGCUGGGAUCCUUAGAUGCUUCACUCGCUGGCACGCCGCGGGAAGCAACCACUGCCGAACGCGAAGCACGCGCAAAGAUUUUAAGACUUCAAAUAUUUUCGCUUCAUCUGAAAACAAAGUUCACGUUAUACAUGUGAGCUGAAGUGCCCAGGUCGCCUAUAUUAUCAUUAGUUUGUCAUUGUCUCUAAGAAUCGCGCUUUUCCGCUCUUCGCCUCCGCCAGGAAAGGAUAUGGCGGGAGCGCUCGAAAAGCCCCUCCUGGUCACGGUUCCAGCCUCGUAGCAUCUAUUCGGUUGCGGUUCGGAGGAUAAAGAAUGGGUGUAGUUUACGACGUGACUAGUACCCUCAUUCGAAUUCCCAGAUGCGAGAGACUAGAAAUCCAAUCCAGAUACUGAGUGACAUGAGCCACGUUUUUUUCUGGUAGUUAGCUAAGUAGGACGCUGACGCUGCGGCACUGGAUCAGAAGGCUUCGGCUUUCAGUGGGGUUUUGGAUCAAGUUUCACAAUGGACCACAAGAUCUCGAAGAGUAGGCUUGUAUGGCUUGUCGGCAGAGCCGUCACAAAGACGCGGGACAUCGGGAGACGCCGGAUGAGCUGGCGUGGGGCCGUGUCGUAAGUGUGUGUAAAAACGCCAGCAAGACGGUCUCACCAAGACGGUCUCACCAAGCCGCUUUUUCGACGUCUGUUCAUG